Culicoides brevitarsis is the source of this 882-nucleotide messenger RNA. It is a transcript of the gene pip, whose product is annotated as heparan sulfate 2-O-sulfotransferase pipe. Gene Ontology annotation, cellular component: membrane. The record is from RefSeq and is a predicted model, not a curated record. Bases 1 to 882 code for a protein of 293 amino acids. Lineage: Eukaryota; Metazoa; Arthropoda; Insecta; Diptera; Ceratopogonidae. Gene Ontology annotation, molecular function: sulfotransferase activity. The transcript has 3 exons.
AUGGAGUCUCUCACGAUGAAUGACUUGAACAACACACGAAAGGCGGGCACUGAAGUGCUUUUUUUCAAUCGUGUUCCGAAAGUUGGAAGUCAAACUUUUAUGGAGCUCUUGCGUCGCUUGUCCAUUCGGAAUGACUUUAAUUUUCAUCGAGAUGCCGUUCAACGUGUGGAAACAAUUCGUUUGGCGCCAGAUCAGCAACAAGAGCUUGCAGAGUUGAUUACUGAUCUGCCGGAGCCUUCGGUUUAUGUGAAGCAUGUUUGUUACACGAAUUUUACGAGAUUCAAUCUGCCAACGCCAAUUUACGUGAAUAUGGUAAGAGAUCCCGUUGAACGUGUGAUUAGCUGGUAUUACUAUGUACGAGCGCCAUGGUAUUACGUUGAACGGAAACAAGCCUUUCCGGAUUUGCCGUUGCCCGAUCCACGAUGGUUGAGGAAGAACUUCGAAGCCUGCGUUCUCCGUGGCGAUCAAGAAUGCACUUACCGCGAAGGCGAAACCCACGAAGGCAUCGGAGAUCAUCGUCGUCAAAGUCUCUUCUUCUGUGGACAUGAUUACGAGUGCACUCCUUUCAACACAGAUGGCGCUCUCCAACGUGCAAAACGUGCUGUCGAAACACAAUACGCCGUCGUCGGAGUUUUGGAAGAUCUCAACACAACCCUAACUGUCUUUGAAAAAUACGUGCCUCGUUUCUUCCAGGGCGCAACAGAAGUCUAUUAUGACGAGAUCGCGAACGGAAAUCGCAUCAACGGAAACGCCUUCAAACCACCCGUUAGCGAAGAAGUCAAAAAUAUCGUGAGACGCAAUUUUACGCGCGAAAUUGAAUUCUACGAAUUUUGUCGUCAACGGCUACAUAAACAAUUGUUAGCGGUGAAUUUAGGGAAAUAA